AUGUUUCGUCUCCCGAAUCCGCCCAACUGGACCACCAGCUGCUCACGCGCUUCUGGGUCGCCGAGCGCGGCGUGUCAGAGCUUCUCCCAUGGCCGGCGGCCUGAUGAACCGAAUGAUGGAGCGAGUCCGCAAGCAGAUCGAAACAAUCGAAGACCUAGCCGCCUCCUCCUCAGACCCACCACCACCACCACCAGUAACAGCAGCAACCCAACCCUAAACCUCAAACUCUCCAUCCUCCAAACCGACCUCUCCAGAACCCAAUACCUCCUCCGCUCCAUCCUCCGCCAACGCCUCUCCAAACUCACAAAACACAGCAUGCACUACCUCCUCCGCAUCAGCUCCGCCUCCCAGCAACAAACCCCGGCCGACUCCCAACCCAACGACCAGCAGCAGCCCGAAGACUCCAUCCCCGACCUAACCGCCGUGCAGGACCCCUCGCCGCUGUCGACACAGGAGCUGGGCUUCUUGCGCGCGCACCAGACGCUGCUGGCGGGGCACUUCGGGGCGUCGUUUUUGGGUUCCUUUCCCGCGCAGCUGAGACGGCUCGAUGAUAAUGCCGGCGGCGUGAGUAUGGUGCAGGGCCCGGAUGCCAGGGAGGUCGUUCUCGUGAGGUGUCUGGUCGAGAGGGUCGGCGUUGUUGUGCCGCCGGGCGAUGGCGUCGAGGUUGAGACCGUCGGCGAGGAGAUGCGCAUGGGCGAUGUUUGGGUCGUCAGGUGGGAGGGGGUCAGGGAGGCUUGGGAACGGGGGGAGGUGGAGGUUCUUUGA
This is a messenger RNA of Aspergillus nomiae NRRL 13137, 765 nucleotides long. It is a transcript of the gene sld5, whose product is annotated as putative GINS DNA replication complex subunit Sld5. Gene Ontology annotation, cellular component: GINS complex. The transcript has 2 exons. The record is from RefSeq and is a predicted model, not a curated record. NCBI's taxonomy places the organism in Eukaryota, Fungi, Ascomycota, Eurotiomycetes, Eurotiales, Aspergillaceae. The coding region runs from base 1 to 765 and encodes 254 amino acids. Gene Ontology annotation, biological process: double-strand break repair via break-induced replication; DNA-templated DNA replication.